This is a messenger RNA of Xenopus tropicalis (tropical clawed frog), 2563 nucleotides long. RefSeq names its product SET nuclear proto-oncogene (gene set). Gene Ontology annotation, biological process: nucleosome assembly. The transcript has 8 exons. Bases 390 to 1214 code for a protein of 274 amino acids. Gene Ontology annotation, cellular component: cytoplasm; nucleus. NCBI's taxonomy places the organism in Eukaryota, Metazoa, Chordata, Amphibia, Anura, Pipidae. The record is from RefSeq and is a predicted model, not a curated record.
GGCUGAAAGGAGGUGGUUCCGCCUGGCUUUUACCAAGAGCGGGAGCGCGGGUUGGUGCCGAGCGCGUCCCCCCGCCCCCUCCUUCCUUUUUCUCUCUCACACACGCACGGGAGCGAGAUCUUCCCUCACACACAGCAGCGGCCAUUGCGCCUUCUUCUACUUUCCCCUUUCUCCCUCUCAGCUCGGCACCCGGCAAACACACACGCAUAGCUCCCGCCGUAGGAAGGAGGGGAAAUUCCCAGGGCGUUCCGUCCCCCUUCCCAGAAGCGGCCGCCUCACACCGAAGCAGCUUCCUCUCUCUGUGUUUCCCCCUCCCCUUCCAGCCAGGCCUGAGCCUGCACUCCCUCCCCCCCCCGCCUUGCGCUCUCACCGCUUCUCACACACACAACAUGUCGGCGCCGGCGGCCAAAGUCAGUAAAAAGGAGGUGAACUCCAACCACGACGGAGCGGACGAGACCUCAGAAAAAGAGCAACAGGAAGCCAUUGAGCAUAUUGACGAAGUACAAAAUGAAAUAGACAGACUGAACGAACAGGCAAGCGAAGAAAUAUUGAAAGUAGAACAGAAAUACAACAAACUUCGUCAGCCAUUUUUCCAGAAGAGGUCAGAGUUGAUCGCCAAAAUCCCUAACUUCUGGGUUACAACAUUUGUCAAUCACCCACAAGUAUCAGCAUUACUGGGUGAGGAAGAUGAAGAAGCACUUCACUAUCUGACUCGGGUGGAGGUUACAGAGUUUGAAGACAUAAAAUCGGGUUACAGAAUAGAUUUUUAUUUUGAUGAAAAUCCCUACUUCGAAAACAAAGUUCUCUCUAAAGAAUUCCACUUGAAUGAAAGUGGAGACCCAUCUUCAAAGUCAACUGAGAUAAAAUGGAAAGCAGGGAAGGAUUUAACAAAGCGUUCCAGCCAGACACAGAACAAAGCUAGCAGGAAGAGGCAACAUGAAGAGCCAGAAAGCUUUUUCACUUGGUUCACAGAUCAUUCUGACGCAGGGGCUGAUGAACUUGGAGAGGUUAUUAAGGAUGACAUCUGGCCAAACCCACUGCAGUACUACCUGGUCCCCGAUAUGGAAGAUGAAGAAGCAGAGGGUGAGGAAGAGGAUGAUGAUGACGAGGAAGAGGAGGGACUGGAAGAUAUCGAUGAGGAGGGUGAUGAAGAUGAGGGUGAAGGAGAGGACGAUGAUGACGAAGAUGAAGAGGGAGAAGAAGCGGAGGUAUGAAGACGAAGGUGAAGAUGAUUAAGUGAUCUCAUUGUUUGGAUUCCACCCUUUUCCUUUUUUUUUAUCCAGCCCCUGGGAGCAAGAUGCUGUCGUAUAUAUAAUUUCAGUUUUUUUUUUCUUUUUAUUUCGUGUGCUCAGUCGCCUUGUUCUCUUGGUCCUUUUCCCCUCUCCAUACCAUGGUUCAUGAAUCCUUUUUUUUUUUUUUUUUCCUCCCCCCCCCCCUUGGGGAGGGGUAAGAACUGAGUAAAACGCAGUGGAAAUCUCUAACCAUUUUAUUUUCCCCCCCAAGUCCAUACUUCUCGUCUCCAACAAUAAACUUUAAACUUUGUAACAUCCAUGUUGUCUGUGGGGCACAGCUUACCCUGGCUGCCAUCUCUGGUGGAGGCUGUGGAAUGUCGAACUGUGUGAUUAGUGCAUAGCAAUCCCACUCUUAUAUUUUGUUUUACCCAUUUCCCCUCUCCCUUCUCUGUAUAUUGGGCUCUGAGGUUACACUGUUUCCAUGUGAAUACGGACAGAUAGCAUUUACCACCAUGUAUCGGUCUAACUUUUUUUUUCUUGUUUAAAAAAUGAAUAAAAAGUACAAAAAAAAAUACUGUGGGGGGUGGGCUAGAAGUCAGUGGGAGGGUUUUCAGUGACAACAGGGAGGUCGGGGUGGGCUAGGUUGGGCAUUUUGGAAACAUGGCUUUUUCUCUUUGGCAUGUUUGUGAUGUUUAACAGGACAUCCAUGCAGGUUAAGACACUUUUAAAAUAAAAAGGCAAAAGAAACCUCCUUAUAAAGGCUUUCAGGCCCGACAACCUGCAGGGACCUCAUGGGACCCUGCUGGAUAAUAUUGGAAACAGACAUUCUCAGUUUUUUUUUUUUAUUUAGGUUCUUUUUUUUUCUGGAAAGGAAAAAUGCUCAGUUUUAAACGUUAAAAGUGUACAAGUUGCUUUGUUACAAUAAAACUAAAUGUGUACACAAAGGGACUGCUGUUUUUCACUCAAACGCUACCUCCCGAACCAAACCCCUCCCCCCCUUUACCUUUUUACGUUUCCAGAAUUUCAUGCAGAUUUUGUUUGUGAUGGUUCAGACUAUAUUUAAUGUUUUUUGAUACAGGGCAUUUUGUAGUAACCUCGAAAACUUAGCCUGGCAGUGGUUUGGGGCAUGGCUGUUGACCUGGCAUCUUGCACAGCCAACAUCUCUUCUCCAUGCAACAUGGAGGUUUUUGUGGGAGUUUUUGUACCUUUGCUUGGCAACAGUGAUAGUCGGCACUUAAUCUGAUUCAUAGUCUGUUAUCAAUCUACAUCUUUGCUGUCAGAUUUAUGCCUGUCAAUCAACACUACAAAUAAAGUAAUUGGUGUGACCUGUA